AAGCCCUUGUGGCUCUUGUCCCCUGCCUCUGAAACACCUCUGCCGCCAUGGCAGUUUCAGAGGACUUCUCAUGGCUGUCUGGAGAUCUACACCGGCGCAACCGUGUCUUCAAGAACAACCAGGAAAGGCUGCUCUUCUACCUCACCGAGGAGGUGAACCGCACGCCUUCAGUUUUUGAGCAGGCGCAGAAGAACCGCGAUGCUCAUCAAAAGCGGCUCAAUGAAAUGCUUGAAGAGACAUUGCGCCAAAUCAAGAAAUGCCGGGCUCACAUGCAGCAAAAAAAGAAACAUGUCAUGGACACCACCAAGUCCUACACUGCCAAAUUUCAGCAUGAGCUUUCAGGAGCUGAUCAAGGCAUUCGCCGAGAUUUGCGCGAGGCCUUUGCCAGCAUGAAUGCGGCCGUUGAUGAGCUGAACGAACGCAUGACCUUUGCAGAGGAUGCUUUGGUGCAGCAGAGAGAGGAUCGGAUAAGGCACAUCGAGGCCACGCUGGGCCCCAUCCGUGAUGAGUCGCAGCGACUCUCUGACGCUUUGGCCAUUGAGACGCAGAAGCGGCAGUUGCAGGACCAGCAGCGAGAGAAGCUUCUCCAAGAUGAGGUGCAUGCUUUCAAUGCAUUGCUGGAUGAGGAGAAAUUCGACAGGGAGCAGCAGCUCAUGAGCUAUGAGCGCUGGGCCGAUGCCUCACAACAGCAGGUGGCCAAGAGCCAAUACCAACUGGAAAAGGAGGUGCGGGAGCUCACAAAGGACAUUCGUGCCGACCAUCAAGCUGACUGCCAGAAUCGGGUGGAGGCUCAACACGCUAUCGUGGACAGUAUUGCCUCCUUCAUCCAUAAGUACCGAGAGCAGAUCGAAAGGGAUGUGUCUCUUCAGAAUGUGUACCAGCAGUAUAUCAAGUGAGUGUGGCUUGAUGUGUGCUAUCCAUGACCAGUUACGACGUUGCAAGACGGUGUCUAACCUCCUCACCUUCAGUUUCACGUAGGUUGCGAUCGCCUAGGACGCUUGGCGGUGGAAUUUGCAACGUAUGUGAU
Molecule: messenger RNA, 1027 nt
Organism: Durusdinium trenchii
Lineage: Eukaryota; Dinophyceae; Suessiales; Symbiodiniaceae
Source: the annotation of a GenBank genome assembly